AUGGGACUUUCCUUCUCGAAUUUGUUCAAAGGCCUUUUCGGCAAACGCGAAAUGAGAAUCUUGAUGGUCGGAUUGGACGCUGCUGGUAAAACGACAAUUCUCUACAAACUCAAGCUCGGAGAAAUUGUAACGACAAUCCCAACCAUUGGUAAGGUUUUGUUGAAGUUUUGGUUUUUAGGGAUGAAAUUCUGAAGUAUUAGUAGAAGAAAAUGCUUAUACUUAGUCAUGCAUGUGCGCAUAGCUGCUUUCCCGUCUUUAAACAUUACUGUAAAAGGAGUAUAGUAUUAAAUGUUUGAAGUAUAAUUGUAAAACUAAUGUCAACUAUAAUUUUAUUUAAAUUUAAGACAAUAGUUUUAAAAUUAGAUAAUAGCAAAUCGAGGGAGAGCGGUCUUUUGUUUUCUCCUCAUGAGUAAUAUUGCGAUUUCAGGCUUCAACGUGGAAACCGUCGAAUACAAAAACAUUUCCUUCACUGUAUGGGAUGUGGGAGGCCAAGACAAGAUCAGACCUUUGUGGAGACAUUACUUCCAGAACACUCAAGGUCUUAUCUUCGUGGUUGACAGUAACGACAGAGAGCGUGUAGGUGAAGCCAGAGAGGAGUUGAUGAGAAUGUUGGCCGAAGACGAACUACGCGACGCUGUUCUUUUGGUAUUCGCUAACAAACAGGUACGUUGAAGAUGGUUUCUUGGAUGUUUUUAGUAUUAGGAAAGUGUAUUGAGUUAGUGAAACUUAAAUAGCGUGUGAAAAAAUAUUUUUUUGCUGAUUUUAUGUACAAUUUUGAUCUUUUGAUUUCUUAAUUAUGUUUUGAAAAAUGUCUAACUUAAUAUAAACUAUAACGUCACGUUUUAGGAUUUGCCCAACGCCAUGAACGCCGCCGAAGUUACCGACAAACUCGGUCUCCACACUCUUCGCAACCGCAACUGGUAUAUCCAAGCCACGUGUGCCACUUCGGGUGAUGGUCUCUAUGAAGGCUUGGAUUGGCUAUCUAACCAACUGAAGAACCGUAGUUAA
Messenger RNA from Bursaphelenchus okinawaensis, 1008 nucleotides. Lineage: Eukaryota; Metazoa; Nematoda; Chromadorea; Rhabditida; Aphelenchoididae. The record is from the annotation of a GenBank genome assembly.